CGCUGUUGUUUGCCUGGGAGCAGUUGCCAAAUCCUUGAACAGCAUAAUGGUCAGCAGAAAGAAGGAAUUUGCCUUGCAGAUGGUUGUCAGUAAUCAAGAACACUGGGAAGAAUUUCUGGGGUCCAAAGGAUUGAUUGUAGUAGAUGCUUAUCAAGGCUGGUGUGGACCAUGUAAAACAGUUGUCAAUCUCUUCAAGAAAAUAAGAAAUGAAGUUGGUGGUGACCUGCUGCAUUUUGCUGUGGCUGAGGUAGAUUCAAUUGAUGCUCUAGACAAAUAUCGUGGAAAAUGUGAGCCAACGUUUCUGUUUUAUGGAGGGGGAGAAUUGGUAGCUGUUGUAAGAGGUGCAAAUGCACCAUUGUUACAGAAAACCAUUCUGGAGCAGCUGCAAGCAGAAAAGAGAGUCUUGGAUCAUGGAGCAGAGAGAGUGGUGAUCCAUGAUGAAGCCCUCCCUAAACAAGAAGAAAAUGGCACUGUUGGAGAAGGGCUGGAAGAAGACAGUGAGAGUGAAGAAGCAGACAACCUGGAUCAGUGAUUUUCAGCAGAAGAGAACUGAUGUUGUUGUUUUGCAGAUCUAAUAGAUAUCCAGUAAUGAAUCAAAUUUGGUUUGCAGAACAGAAUUGUUAUAAUUAAUCUCAUAGCAUCUUGGUUUUAUCAGUGGAACUAAAUUUCUAACUAAUUUUCUAGCAUUAUUUUCAUAGGGUCUGAAAUAUUGGUCAAAAUAUAAAUUCACAAUAUUUAAUUAUCAUAAUAGUUCUGAGGUCCUUGGUAUUCUCUGAACUUAGUUGUUUGCUUGUAGACAUUUCAUUAACCAACUAAGUAACAUCAUCAGCACUACUAAGUAUAGAGUUUGCUCCCUGUUUAUAUACAAUAGCUUGCCCUGCCAAUGUUGGUAGUGGGUAUCUUGGUGGUUUCUUGAUUAGGGGAGUGCUUUUUUGUAAAAAAAAAAAAAAAAAAAAAAGUGCCGGAACUCACACAU
Molecule: messenger RNA, 976 nt
Organism: Crotalus tigris (Tiger rattlesnake)
Lineage: Eukaryota; Metazoa; Chordata; Lepidosauria; Squamata; Viperidae
Gene: NME9
Product: NME/NM23 family member 9
Exons: 8
Coding region: 47-532 (161 amino acids)
Source: RefSeq, a predicted model, not a curated record